UAACCACUGUAAAAAUAAUCUUAGCAGGUCCAACUCAACUUAUGAUGCAACAACUUACAACAGAAAUUCUAGUCCCCAUUGAGGACUACUUGUAAUGUGAUUGUAGAAAAUGUUACCUUCCCAAUCAUUCAUUUAACAAUCUCCUUGAACCCAGACAAGCUACAAAGCUUGCACUCCAGCAAUAGUUUUCUAAUUUACUUUACAAUUUUAAGUCUAAUAUCCAUUCCUCUUAACUGGGAAAAAAAUUCUUUUCUUGGAUCUCUGAAAUAACCAAGUUUUCUUCCCAGGAUCCAAUAACUAAGGAUACCAUGGAGAUGUUCUGUCUAUUGGUCGCUUCAUUUUAAUGCAUGGAGAAGACAAACAAUCACACACCUUUAGAAGUGUAAUGAUAACUGAUAUUGCAAUGUCUCUUUUUGUUUGUUAAACUCCUUCCUUUCUGCAUCAGAGAAUUUCAUAAAUAGAGCAAAUCUGCUUCCGGACUAUUUUUCAUCCCCUCCAUUUCAGCCAAUUAGUUGAUUUUGUCUGAAGCUUUUAAGUGGCAGAACUUUGAUCCUCCAUGUGUCUUCAGCUGUCUCCUUACCAGUGGAAGAGUAUCAUGAAUUUAACAAGAGAAACAAACUGACAAGAUGUUGGGACAGAACAGUCAUCAAUUUGAAGAAAACCGUCUGACCAGAGAGAAUGAGGGCAGCUACCAAGUUUUCACUUCUUGCUGUGACUAAACAGUUUGAUGAUUGGAAAGCAUAUUUACUCCUAAAGAUUUGAUACAAUUUGCAUAUGCAAUGCAUAUCUAAAACUAAUGUAUCUACCAGUUUACAGUAAACAAGAUGUCAACUAUUAUUUAUGCAGUGCUACAUGUCAUCUUAAGUAUAUUUAUCCCAUCUGCUAAUCUACUGGUAAUCAUUGUCGUCUGUCGGUUGAAGAAGAAGAGAUCAAGCAGAAACUAUGUCUUCAUCCUCAACUUGGCAGCUGCUGAUCUACUUGUGGGUGUGAUGUGCAUUGGAGACGCUUUGGAUGAUGCAACAGAUGCACUGUUUGAUACGAAUUUGAUUUUUUGUCUUAUAAGGAUCUGCAUGGGUAUUACUCCUUGUAUUGGCUCUAUUCUCACCUUACUCCUGGUUUCUCUGGACAAAUAUUUGGCAGUGAAACUGCCUCUUCAUUAUCCCUCCCUUAUGAGCAAGAAACAUGUAAUCCUUUCUCUUGUAGUCCUCUGGGUUUUUUCCUUCUUGGUAGGACACAUGCCACUUAUUUCUUCAGGAUUGCGGCAGAACAAAUUGAAAGGUAACUGUGGACUCCUGUCUGCUGCCAAAAGUGAUUACCUCUACAUAAUUUGUUUUGGCAUUUUCAUCCCUGCUUUGUUGAUCUUGGUGUGUUUGCAUAUCUCAAUAGGAAGGAUUGCCUAUCUACAGCAUAAGCAGAUCCAGCGCUUUUGCUUGCAUGCAGCCAUCCCCCCUGUUCAUCUCUGUAACUUCAAAGCUCUAAGGACCAUCCUUGUUGUGAUUGUUUGCUUCAUUGUAUUCUGGGGCCCUUAUUAUGGGACUGCCAUUGUGAAAGCUACCUGUAAAUCCUGCAAUCUGAGCCCACUGUUGAGGGAUUUUUUAUUCCUCCUAGGAGAAACCAAUUCACUGAUAAACCCAUUUGUGUAUUCAUUGUACAACAAGGAUAUAAGGACUGAAUUUGCCAGGAUGAUGAAAUGUAAGGGAAAAGGACAAAUGAAGCCAUGUAAGUCUAUUGAUUUAGCAGUGGCCAAUUCCAGCUUUGGAACCUGAAAUGAUUUAUAAAAUGGAAUUAAGCUGAUCUAAU
Protobothrops mucrosquamatus (brown spotted pit viper) is the source of this 1800-nucleotide messenger RNA. Its product is annotated as glucose-dependent insulinotropic receptor-like. The transcript has a single exon. The record is from RefSeq and is a predicted model, not a curated record. Gene Ontology annotation, biological process: adenylate cyclase-activating adrenergic receptor signaling pathway. NCBI's taxonomy places the organism in Eukaryota, Metazoa, Chordata, Lepidosauria, Squamata, Viperidae. Gene Ontology annotation, molecular function: G protein-coupled receptor activity. Gene Ontology annotation, cellular component: membrane. Bases 825 to 1766 code for a protein of 313 amino acids.